CGUGGCCAUGGAGAGGAACGUGAAUGGAAAAGGAAACAGGGCAGCUGCUACUUGGGAUUUGAGGAAAACGGCUCUGUUCUGCCUUGCCUCUAGGUUCUGCAAGUUGCCAGAGUCCUCAGCCACCGGGAACCAGCACUGGAGCUGCCCAAAAUCACUACUACUGCUCUCAUGGGAGCUGGUAUUGGAACCACUGAUGGAGCUGCUGUGUUUAGUGAUUUUCACGAGUUGUGACAUCGAGAUAAAUGCUUUUGCCAUGACACAAUGGAACAGAUUGUUGAUUCUUUGUUGUAGUCUCUUAUCUCACAAGUCACCAGGAAGCCCCAAAUCGUCACUCACCAUCGUCGCACCAUCAUCAUCGCUGCAUUCUUCCCGGCGCCGCUGCCUCCUUCUUCCCGGCAUCACUGAGUCUCUCCACGGCGUCGCUGCUUCUCCCCUCUCCGAGGCUUCACCGCUUCUCCACGGUGUCCUUGCUUCUCCCUUGUUCAGUUUCUACCUCGCUGCUUCUGCUUCACUAUCUUGGCUGAUUGUGGAUUGUGCUUCGCUGCUGCUGCUUUGCUGCUGCUGCUUCGCUGCAUUGGCCGUUUGUGGGUUGUCAUCUGUGGAAAACUAUGUUGGAGGGGAAAUCGAACUUCAUUAAGGUCAAACUUUUAAGAGCAAAUGUUACAGAGUAAAAGUCAUGAACUUAUGGAUCGGACAUGAUGAUAAAUCUAUUUGCUACUU
This is a messenger RNA of Arachis ipaensis, 720 nucleotides long. Lineage: Eukaryota; Viridiplantae; Streptophyta; Magnoliopsida; Fabales; Fabaceae. The record is from RefSeq and is a predicted model, not a curated record.